UUAAAAACCAAUGAGAAAACACGUUAUAGAUCUUUAAUGAUUUAAUAAUUAUCUUGCUUAAAACUUGAUAAAUUUGUUAUUCAUAUGUAUUUGUUGAAAGACGGAUGUUGAGAUCAGACAUACAGAUGCAACAUUCUUUUAUUUUUUCAAACUAUAAUUACCUUUUAAAAAAAGAGAUGAUGUAAUUGUUACUUUAUAAUAUCUUAAAAGUUCUGAGAAAUUAAAAAUCACGAACUAAGAUAUCUGAGUUCGUGUUAAAAAUAUUACACAUCGAUAUCUAAAAUACCAUCCUGUGUUCAAUGUCUGAUAAGAAACUAUAGGUAUGCCAAUGUUGGAACCUUCGAGUCGCAAAGCACUUAGAACUUAAAAAAAAAAUUAAUAUAUAUUACGUUAUUAAAAAACCAAUGACUUCUUAAUUUUACUUGAAUCCAGGUACUAAAUAAACCAAGUAUAAAAUUAUACAUUGGAAUUUCAAAAAUGUUUUUAUUCAUAAUUUUUUCUUCUUAUAAAAUGAAUGUAAUUAUUUAAAUUUUUUUCUAUUAUUAACUGUUGAGUCCGAAGUUAAUCGUUAUAAUUCAAUAAUUAAUUACCAAUUUAAAUUGAUGAACGGAUACACACCACUACACCAUCCUAACACAAAUGUAGAAGUGGAGCGCGAGUGAAGUGUCUAAAACAAGUUAAGUUUUUAAAAAAAAUUUCGUCUGAUUCGAGUCCCGUACAUGAAUAUAAUAUAAUAAUAGUAAUUUAUUUAUAAAGUUUGGAUCAUCGACUCGACAACUCAUGAUUUCAAAUUUCAAUUAUCAUAGUCACAUUUGUCCAUAGGUAGGUAAUAAACUAAUAACUUUUAGGACUCACUUUAUUGAAUUAUCGUUCUUUAUAUUUUUAACCUCAUUUUAAGGUCUUGAAAAAGAACUUAAUUGUUUUACCGCAACUAUUUAAAAAAUAUACAUAUAUAUUUUACGUAGGUAUUGAUGUUACCUAUCAAUUAAGCAUGAAAUUGAAUAUAAUUAAAAUAUAAAAUUAAAAAUACAUAUUAUAUGAUAUACCAAUGCAAAUUCACCUAAUUUCGUUACCCCAACCAUUCAGCUUUGUUCUUAGACAUAUCCGUAUUAUGAUUAUUAUUUAGCAUUACCUAUAGUAUUUUUUUUAAAUGUUCUACUUUUCAAAAACACCCUCCAAAAUAUUUUUCUAUGUACGUACCUGAACUACACGAUCCUAUGUAUGGGCUAUAUGCCUAUAUGGCUAUAUGUAUAAAUGUAUAAGGCUAUAAACAUAAGUACUUUAUUUUCGAGCACAGUUUGUCGAGUUAAUCGGUUAUCGAUUAACGAAAUCAUGUUUAUAAUAAACUUUUUUUUACCUACUAUUUUUCGAUUUCAUAUUGGUGAUGAUGUAAUUAUAGUAUUUAUUAUGUACAUAAGUCAUUCUACAAAUGUUACACACGACCAUGGUCCAUGAGUUAAACCAUGCAACAGUUAACGAACUUUGAAAUUUAUAAAUAUGUAUUUGUAAUUUGUAUAAACUUUAUUAAUUAUUGCGUUAACAUUAUUUUUAUUUUUAUUAAUUAUGAAUCAUUUUCAGCAUUCUUAAAUUAUAUAUUAUAAUACAAUAUUUUCUUCUAUAUUAAUAUAUAUAUUCUAUUUAUAUAUUUACAAACAACGAUAAACAUCAAACAUAAAGUUAGAACUUUAGAAGUUAUUAAUUCUCCAUAAUCCAGGUAGUAUCUAUAGCCGUGCCGGUGCCGCCGUGGUUGACGCUGUUAAUCGUCUAUUCUGGAGAUAGUAGAAGUAGACACAAAUCAGUAUCGUACAUACGCGAUAAAAAAAGAUGAUAAGAAAAAGCAUCCAAAUUUUAAAUUUUAAUGGAAUUCAUGUCGUCGAUCUUCGUCGUCAUCUAGUCAAUAUUGUCGCCGUUACUGUUCCCGAUCAUUUUCUUCCGAAAUCUUAACAUAGCCCAUACACGUAAAACAGCCACCUGAAAUGACUGUCCAAAUGUCAUCAGUUUGCGGACUAUCGUUUUUGAUAUGCGUGCGAUGAACGUCGCUCGAGACCCUCUGGGUGCCAUAAAAAGUUACCUACCGCAAUGGACGACAAUGAUCAAGUGAUUUUUUACCCAAACCAAGGUGUCGAUCCGCACAACCGAUGCUGCGGUGGUUCCAUGUGGUGUAUUCAGGACAUAUGCGGUAUUAUUUGUGCGAUAUUCACAUGGCUGUUGAUACUGUAUGCUGAGUUUGUAGUGACUUUUGUUACACUUCUGCCAUGUCCGUAUCCCAUUUUCCAGUGUGUCAACAUGGUUAUAUUCCAAAUCUUUGCAUUCCUCGCGAUGGCUUCUCAUCUACGCACAAUGUUUACAGAUCCGGGUGCAGUGCCAAAAGGAAAUGCUACAAAAGAAAUGAUACAACAUUUAGGUUUACGUGAGGGUCAAGUGAUAUAUAAAUGUCCGAAAUGCUGUUGUAUUAAACCCUCAAGAGCCCAUCACUGUUCUGUUUGCCAAAGAUGUAUUAGAAAAAUGGACCAUCAUUGCCCAUGGGUUAACAAUUGUGUUGGAGAAAAAAACCAGAAAUUUUUUGUACUAUUUACGCUUUACAUUGCUGCUAUGUCAAUGCACGCAUUAUAUUUGUGUGUAAGCCAAUUUGUUUGGUGUCUACAUUCCGAGUGGAAGCAAUGUUCUUGGUAUACACCUCCCGCAACAGUAGUUUUUUUGAUAUUUUUAGGUUUUGAAGCAUUACUAUUUGCAAUAUUCACCUUGGUAAUGUUUGCAACUCAACUACAGGCCAUAUGCUCUGAUGAAACGGGUAUUGAACAAUUAAAAAAGGAAGAAGCUCGAUGGAUGAAAAAAUCUAAAUGGAAGAGCUUACAAGCUGUAUUUGGCAGGGUUUCCAUAACUUGGCUAUCACCUUUCUCACAGCCAGCUCCCAAGAUCAAAGUAGAUAAUUAUCUACAGGUCUAGUGAUAUGAACAGUAUUUACAUAUUUAUAAAGUUUACCUCUUGUACCUAAUAUUUAUGAUUCUACUAUAUAAUAUUCUUGUUAUUUAAAAACAAAUUUAUUAUACUAUAAAUUUAAAAAUGAUGACUGCAUCAAAUAUAAGACAAUGAUUCUUUUAUUAACAGAGGAUCUAAUUAAUAAGUUUAAUUACUUUAUGAA
This is a messenger RNA of Aphis gossypii (cotton aphid), 3142 nucleotides long. RefSeq names its product palmitoyltransferase ZDHHC3. Gene Ontology annotation, molecular function: protein-cysteine S-palmitoyltransferase activity. The transcript has 7 exons. The coding region runs from base 2080 to 2946 and encodes 288 amino acids. The record is from RefSeq and is a predicted model, not a curated record. Gene Ontology annotation, biological process: protein targeting to membrane; peptidyl-L-cysteine S-palmitoylation. Gene Ontology annotation, cellular component: endoplasmic reticulum; Golgi apparatus. Lineage: Eukaryota; Metazoa; Arthropoda; Insecta; Hemiptera; Aphididae.